Loxodonta africana (African savanna elephant) is the source of this 4512-nucleotide messenger RNA. It is a transcript of the gene DNAJB4, whose product is annotated as DnaJ heat shock protein family (Hsp40) member B4. Gene Ontology annotation, molecular function: protein-folding chaperone binding. Lineage: Eukaryota; Metazoa; Chordata; Mammalia; Proboscidea; Elephantidae. Bases 648 to 1595 code for a protein of 315 amino acids. Gene Ontology annotation, biological process: negative regulation of transcription by RNA polymerase II. The transcript has 3 exons. The record is from RefSeq and is a predicted model, not a curated record. Gene Ontology annotation, cellular component: cytosol.
UGGGGGUGGGGCUGAGAAGGACGAGGGAGAGAAAUGUCGCGGGAGUUGUGUUUAGGAUUUCGCGAGAACAGGGGAUAUUUUCGCGUUUGUUUUCUACGGAUUGUUGUGUCUAAGUUGGGAGUUUGUUCUUGUGGAGUGAGUAAGACUGAUGUUGCGGCCGCGAUUGGCCUUGGGUUUCGGAAUGCCUGAAGAUAAAAAAGUAGUAGUUUUUUUCGGUCGCCGACGCAAGGAUGAGUCUUUGGCGGGGGUCAUUCUGCGUAUCCCUGGGGAAGGGCGUGACGUCGACUGGCUGGGCGACGCAACAGUGUCUCGAGAGCGCUGCAGCCGGAGGGCGGGUCGGAGAAGCGCGCCCGGGACGCCGCGCAGUGAUGCUCCGGGAAACGUCUGCCCGGCCUAGCGGGAACCCAGCAUGAUUCUCAGGGUAGUAAAGUGCCCCUGUAAUUUACUUCUAGACUUUCAGAUCUUUUAGUUUUAUCACAAUUGGUGAUGAAUUCAGCCUGGAGGCAUAUUUGUUUUUAAGCUGGUUUCAAAGCUUUUGUUUAAAUAAGGUGAGUGAAGCUAUAACAGUGAUUCCUUUUUAUUUUUUGUUUUUUGAAUAUUGUUUCUAGAAUUAAGUGUUAACCAGACUUAGUAACCUAGUAUAUUGGAUGUGGCCUUGGCCAGUUUUCUUGAGGUCCUUAAAAUUAAGAACAGCACCUCUCUUCCCUCCAUCCGUCAGGAGAUUGUCCAAAAUCGAAUUUGCGGCUUUGGAGAAGCAGCUCCUGCCCAGUCCCAACCUGUGGGAACUCAAAUGGUUGAAAGGAGGAGCAGGAGGUACUGAUGGACAAGGUGGUACCUUCCGGUACACCUUUCAUGGAGACCCUCAUGCCACAUUUGCAGCAUUUUUUGGAGGUUCCAACCCCUUUGAAAUUUUCUUUGGAAGGCGAAUGGCUGGUGGUAGAGAUUCUGAAGAUAUGGAAGUAGAUGGGGACCCUUUUAGUGCCUUUGGAUUCAGCAUGAAUGGAUAUCCAAGAGACAGGAAUUCUGUGGGACCAUCCCGCCUCAAGCAAGAUCCUCCAGUUAUUCAUGAACUUAGAGUAUCACUUGAAGAAAUAUAUAGUGGCUGUACCAAACGAAUGAAGAUUUCUCGAAAAAGGUUAAAUCCUGAUGGAAGGAGUUAUAGAUCUGAGGACAAAAUUCUCACCAUUGAGAUUAAAAAAGGAUGGAAAGAAGGCACCAAAAUUACUUUUCCAAGAGAAGGAGAUGAAACACCAAAUAGUAUUCCAGCAGACGUCGUUUUUAUUAUUAAAGAUAAAGAUCACCCAAAAUUUAAAAGGGAUGGAUCAAAUAUAAUUUAUAAUGCUAAAAUUAGUUUACGAGAGGCAUUGUGUGGCUGCUCAAUUAAUGUACCAACAAUGGAUGGAAGAACCAUACCUAUGUCAUUAAAUGAUAUUGUGAAACCUGGAAUGAGGAGAAGAAUUAUUGGAUAUGGGCUGCCAUUUCCAAAAAAUCCUGACCAACGUGGUGACCUUCUAAUAGAAUUUGAGGUGUCCUUCCCGGAUACUAUAUCCUCAUCAUCCAAAGAAAUACUUAGGAAACAUCUUCCUGCCUCAUAGAAUGAAGAACUUUGUUACCCAUAUUUUGACAAGGCACUGAAAAUAUAAAAGGACUGGCAGUUUACCGAAGUAGAUGUGAAUUCUGUAUAAAGACAUGUAAAUUCUUCUGAGGGCUCAUUAAAUUGCAUGAAUAGAGAUGGGUCAUAUAAAUAGGCAAAAGGGAUUUUUACAGUUAGAAAUUCAGAGAAAACCACUCACUGUAUUUUAUUUCAUUUUUCCCAAAUCAGAAAUGUUUAGUAUUUUGCUUAUGUGUACAAGUUGUUUUUGUGGAGUCAGUAUAUAUAUUUCCAUAUAUAUUUUCAAUAAAGUACUAGACUAUCUAAGUACUUUAUUUCUUACAUCUUUAGAUUAUCAGUAUGAUAGGUUCCCAUUUAUAAUGGAAAUUAUAAUUCUUAACUAAACUAUGCGUAUGGUAUGUAUUUUAAGAGAAGAUUAAUAACCUAAGUAAUUUGGAAAUGUGGUUAACUAGAUUUAAAUCACCUUUUAAAGUGCUGGUAUAGGGCUGGUACCUGGUAAAAGAAUAUCCUGAUGCAUAUGUUUCACCAUUUUGAUUUUUAAAGUAUGCUGUAGCAUUUCUUAAUAACAUAGUCGCAAUAUUCAUAAUAUAGACCUUUUCUUCAUAAAAAGGAAAUUAAUGGAAGUUUAUCUCCUAUGGAAAUCCCAGUUGCCUGAAUUACUGAUAUUUUAGAAAUAGGCUGUUUUUAAAAUGCCAUAUGUAAUUUUAAGCAAGUUGACUAUAUAUCUUGGACUUAAUAAAUUAUAGGUUCAUUUUAUUGUCCUCUAGUUUAAAAUAAUUUGUUUAACAAUGAAUGUGUUUUCAGGGGAAAUGCUCUUAUUUGGAAUUAAUUUUCCAAUUAUACAGUCUUCUGUAACUUACUCAUAAUAUGCUGUAUGUACCUUAUGCAAUUUCCCUAAAAGUAAUAAACUACCAGUAUGGUCUUAAACAAAAAUAUGGGAAAAAUAAACACUGUAACUGCUGCUUAUGGAUAAUGUUGCUACUACUUGUUAUGCAUAUAAGUAUUUUACUUUUUCACAUGUAUAGAUUGCAUUUCUUAGGUGUUUUAAUUUUUUAAAUAUAUUUACGUUUAAAAUUUAUUUUGUUUUUGUUUUCUGUUUUAUAACUAGUUUGAAUGAUGUUUUGAAACAAAGUUUUUCAUUGAACAGUAAUUUUGGAGGUUGAGUCAUGUAUAUACUAGGUAUACUGGAUCCUAUCACCUUUUAGCAGAACAUGAAAUCUUCUUUUAGAAAUUUAAUAUAAAUAGGUUACAAUAACCAUAUACUUUUUAAAAAACAGCUUUAUUAAGAUAUAAUUUACAUACCACAGAGUUCACCCUUCUAAAGUUUAUGAUUCAGUGGUUUUAGUAUGUUCACAAAGUUGUGUAACUUUCACCACUUUUUAAUUCCAUGACAUUUUCAUCCCCUCACAAAGAAACUCCAUACUCAUUAACAGUCACUCUGUAUUCCCUGCUUCCUCCAUCCCUUGACAACGACUAAUCUACUUUUGUCUCUAUGGAUUUCCCUAUUCUAGACAUUUCAUAUAGAAGGACUCAAACAAUAUAUGACUUUUGUGUCUGGCUUCUUUCACUUAGCAUGAUGUUUUUAAGGUUCAUCCAUGAUGUGGCAUGUAUCAGUGCUUCAUUUCUUUUUAUGACCAAAUAAUUUUCCAUUGUAUGGAUAUACCACAUUUUGUUUAUCCAUUCAUUAGUUAAUGAGUAUUGGGUUGUUUCUACUUUUUGGCUAUUAUGAAUAAUGCAGCUAUGAAAUUUGUGUAUAAUUUUUUUGUGGACGUAUAUUUUCAGUUCCCUUGAAUAUAUACCUAGGAAUGGAAUUUCUGGGAAUAACCAUAUAUUUUUGUUGCAAAUGGAAUAUCCCUGAAAAAGUGCCUGAGAAUUCAACUAAUCACACUCAUCAAAAUCGUUUAUAAUUUCUUUAUAGCUUCAUUUCUCUGAAUGACAGUUAAAAGUCCCUAGGGAAGCAUGAACAUCAUGGAAAUUUUCUCACAAGUCUAAGGACCUGGAGCUAAAAAGUGUCAGUCAGAGUGGUGGGUGUGGUUUUGAUUUAAACCAAACAUUAUCAUUUAUUACAAUAACUUUGCUUGAUUAAACAUUUUCCCCCAGAUGAAAUAAUAUAGAUAAAAUAUAUGGGUAAUCUCUGGAUAAAAAAAGUAAAAUUUUUUAAAGUAGAUUUUUCUUCUAGUAGCAAAAUUUACAUAAACCAAAACCAAGCCCAUUGCCGUUGAGUCGAUUCUGACUCAUAGGAACCCUAUAGGACAGAGUAGAAUUGCCUCAUAGGGUUUCCAAGGAGCGGCUCAUAGAUUUGAACUGCUGAUCUUUUGGUUAGCAGCCGAGCCCUUAAUGUGACUGCGCCACCAGGGCUUCAAAAUUGACCUAACUUUACAAAAACAGUAUACCAAUUUCUUUCUUGUCUUAAUAGAUAUUGAUAAUGCUGUAGUAGCUAGUAAGUACUAAUUGUUGAAUAUUGAAUCAGUGAAUGUAAAAGUAGAGUUUUAAAUUUCUAUUUUUUUAAAUUAUGGAAUUACUUUCUAUUUUUAAAUGUUGUUUUUAAAUUCAAACAAGAUCUUGGAUGCCUGGUAUAGUUUUAAAGUUCUGUGGAUCCCAGUACAGGAAGCAGUAAGCAAUAAAUUAUGUAAUAUUUACUUUUUAAUAUUUUAUUGUUUUAGGUCAAAGUUUACAUAGCAAAUUGGUUCCCAUUUAACAAUUUUUAUACAACUUGUUCCAUGAUGUUGGUUACAUUCUUCACAACAUGUCAACACUCUCAUUAUUUCCAUUCUUUUUGUUCUGUUUCCCUUGAUCUAGCUUCCCUGCCCCUCCUUAGCAUAUCAUCUUUGUUUUAGGGUAAAUUUUGACCGUUUGGUCUCAUAUAGUUGAUUAUUUAAGGGAGCACAAUAUUCAUGGGU